CGGUGAACGCGCUCUUGAUUCUUCUGUACUCCAGUCAGGUGCAGUCCUUCUCUAGUCUCUCUGUUCGUUUUUAGUAGUCACAGUUUACUCUGAAACAGAGUUAUGGCAGCUCUCAAAUAUGCAGGUAUGGACGACACAGACAGUGACGACGAGUUACCUCCUGGAUGGGAAGAGAGAUCUACGAAAGAUGGUUGGGUUUACUAUGCCAACCAUGAUGAAAUGAAGACCCAGUGGGAACAUCCAAAGACAGGAAAGAAAAAGAGAUGUGCUGGAGAUUUACCAUACGGCUGGGAACAAGAAACUGAUGAAAAAGGACAGACAAUUUAUGUUGAUCACAUAAACAAGCGGAACACGUACUUUGACCCACGACAGGCUUUUACUGUAGAGGAUGUAGUGGUGAAGCCGAAACGUUACGACGGAAACACUGCUGCUCUAGAGAUCCUGCAGGGUCGUGACCUCUCUGACAAGGUUGUCCUCAUUACAGGCGGCAACUCUGGUAUAGGCUUUGAGACAGCCAGAUCUUUUGCUCUUCAUGGUGCCCAUGUGAUCCUGGCAUGUCGGAACCUGUCCCGGGCCAGCAAGGCGGUGAGCCUGAUACAGGAUGAGUGGCACAGAGCAAGAGUAGAAGCCAUGAUGUGUGACCUGGCCUCUUUCCGCAGUGUCCGGGAAUUUGCUGAGUCCUUUAAGGCUAAGAAACUACCCCUGCACAUUCUGGUGUGUAAUGCAGCUGUGAGCACUCAGCCCUGGACCCUGACAGAGGACAGCCUGGAGUCCACCUUCCAGAUCUGUCAUCUAGGCCACUUCCUGCUUGUCCAGUGCCUUCAAGACGUGCUUCGUCGUUCGGCUCCUGCGCGAGUGGUGGUGGUUUCAUCAGAGUCCCACAGGUUCACAGACCUCUUAGACUCAUGUGGAAAGGUGGACUUGGCCCUACUGUGUCCCCCAAAGAAGGAGUACUGGUCCAUGCUGGCAUACAACCGAGCCAAACUGUGCAACAUCCUUUUCAGCAACGAGCUUCACCGCCGUCUGUCUCCUCACGGCGUCACCUCCAACGCAGUGCAUCCUGGGAACAUGAUGUAUACCUCCAUUCACCGCAGCUGGUGGCUGAUGACCUUUCUCUUCACACUUGCCAGACCUUUCACCAAGUCUAUGCAACAAGGGGCGGCCACCACGGUGUACUGCGCCAUCGCUCCCGAGCUUGAGGGCUUAGGCGGCAUGUACUUCAACAACUGCUUCCGCUGCUUGCCAUCCGUGCAGGCCCAGGACCAGAGCAGUGCCGCCAGCCUGUGGGAGCUGAGCGAGCGGCUUGUGGCAGAGAGGUCAGCAAGCAUACAGGCCCUCUGAUGGACACAGUAGGAAGAAGUGGAGGCAAAGGAAGGGGCAGCAGGUCAUGUUAAUGUCCAUUUAGGUAUGAAAAGAAUAAAAGGUAACUGUACUCUGACUGUACAAGAGAGCUGCCAAACCACGGGAGCCUGUCUGGAUGUGUCACGUCACUAUGGGGGCUAAAACACACUACAUAUACAGUCGAGGAGGGGGCCGGGGUUCAUAUACACUCAAUUUAAUAAAUGAAAGCUGUUCAGCUCUGCUGUGGUAGUUUACAAUGGGAAGAUUGGGGUCAGAAGAUUUCAGAACUCUCCUUUUCUUUGUCUGUUUUUCUUCUUCUCUCUAGUCUUCUCCAUAGAAUGAUCCAUCUAGCAAACAACACAGGGUUCUUGUAUAUAGAUACAUUGUUGCAUAUGCAACUUUUACCAGCAAUACUCUGCAAAAAGUCUUCCCAAGUUUUGUCUGUAUAUUCAGUUUCCUAUUGUCUUGUUCUACAUCCAUGUUGAUGUCUCCUCAUCAUUUGUUAAUCUUUGUGCUAAAUCCUUUUGGGCAUAGAAGAAAUAAAGUAUAAUGGCCAUGUGACACUCAUGGUUAAUAAACACUCUAGAGGCAUGAUUAUUAUGGCUAUUUACAUUAUUCUGUAAUAAUUUUAUUUCUUACCAAUGUCCCUAUUCCUUUUCUGUACAAUAUUUACAAUUUCUUGUCUGGGCAUGUGCUAAACAUUAUGGACGUCUUAUUUUUUAUUUUUGCUAUUUGACUCAACCUACAUUUUAAUAAUCUAAACUCUGGUAAGUCUAAAUUAUAAUUUUGAGGUGUUUCUGAGGUGAUCUGUGUCAGUUUACAGCAGAUACAGACUGUAGGAAACCUUUUUUUAAGGAGUCCAAGACCUUUAAAUUUUUGUUUCUUCCAAAAAAAUGUGAUUGAUCUCAGUCUCCUGUUGUUGUUUUAUCAUCAUGGUUUCAAUAUUGGACUCUGGCUUCGGUGUUGCGGUGGUUUGGUUGCCCUGAAGCCGCUGUUUGGACAUUGUGCUUUAUGGCAGUCUGAGUGCCGUAGGUUGCUCUUGGAACAUCAGCAGUCCAGUCUUAUGAUAUCUGUAAAUACAAAAGGGAAACACAGAGAAAAGUGUUUUAGUAAAACUCAGCUUCAUGAAAACUGUGUUUCAAUAAUUUUAGGUACAGAAAGUAGAAGUCUUUUCAUUUUUAGACCAUUAGGGGGAGAUAUUUGUGUAGUUAGCUGACAAGUGAGAAGCAUUAAAGCCUGACCCAGAGGGACUGCUUCUAAGUAG
This is a messenger RNA of Cheilinus undulatus (humphead wrasse), 2605 nucleotides long. RefSeq names its product WW domain containing oxidoreductase (gene wwox). Bases 103 to 1341 code for a protein of 412 amino acids. The record is from RefSeq and is a predicted model, not a curated record. Gene Ontology annotation, molecular function: protein binding. Lineage: Eukaryota; Metazoa; Chordata; Actinopteri; Labriformes; Labridae. The transcript is spliced from 9 exons.